AUGAACACCACCCGCUUCCUCCGCCCCUUCGCCAGGGCCGCUUUCCGCGCGCCCACCGCCGUCCGCCCUGCUGUCAUGGCCCGCCCUGCGCUUGCCAGCCAGCAGCAGAAGACCCCCGAGGUCAGCCCCAAGCAGAUGACCAUCCUCAAGUCGGCCAUGCCCCAGCUGAUCCCCUUCUUCUUCGUCAACGAGACCACCGUGGCUUUCGUCCUCCUCCCCACCCUGAUCUACAUCUUCUCCAAGUACAUCCUGCCCCAGCGCCUCCGCCUGUUCGCCGCCCGUCUGUUCAUCAGCAAGUUGUGA
This is a messenger RNA of Boeremia exigua, 303 nucleotides long. RefSeq names its product fungal ATP synthase protein 8-domain-containing protein. Lineage: Eukaryota; Fungi; Ascomycota; Dothideomycetes; Pleosporales; Didymellaceae. The transcript is spliced from 2 exons. Gene Ontology annotation, biological process: proton motive force-driven ATP synthesis. Gene Ontology annotation, molecular function: proton transmembrane transporter activity. The record is from RefSeq and is a predicted model, not a curated record. Bases 1 to 303 code for a protein of 100 amino acids.